Molecule: messenger RNA, 611 nt
Organism: Cyprinodon tularosa
Lineage: Eukaryota; Metazoa; Chordata; Actinopteri; Cyprinodontiformes; Cyprinodontidae
Product: H-2 class I histocompatibility antigen, K-K alpha chain-like
Exons: 3
Coding region: 141-611 (156 amino acids)
Biological process (GO): immune response
Cellular component (GO): external side of plasma membrane
Source: RefSeq, a predicted model, not a curated record
UCCACUCUCUGAGGUAUUUCUACACAGCAUCUUCUGGAGUCCCAAACUUCCCUUCAUACGUGUCUGUUGGGUUGGUGGAUGAUGUUCAGAUCAGUUACUGUGACAGUUUAACCCAGAACAACGUUCCUAAACAGGAAUGGAUGAAUAACAUGAGUUUAGAAAAUCCAAAUUACUGGGAAGAGGAAACUAAGACAUGUCUGGGAAAACAGCAAGUCUUUAAAGCCAACAUAAAAAUUGCGAAACAACGAUUAAGUGUAACCUCAGGAGUUCACGUCUAUCAGCAGAUGUACGGCUGUGAGUGGGAUGAUGAGACUGGAGAGGUUAAAGGUUAUGAUCAGAUUGGUUAUAAUGGAAAAGAUUUCAUUGUUCUGGACCUGGAGACACUGACAUGGAUCGCUCCAAAACCACAGGCUGUCAUCAGCAAAAACAGGUGGGAUAGUGACGGAUAUGUUGCAAACCAGGAGCAGACCUACUUAACUCAGACGUGUCCUGAGUGGCUGAAGAAGUAUGUGAGAUAUGGGAGGAGAACAGAUCUUCCAUCAGUUUUCUUCCUCCAGAAGUCUUCCUCUUCUCCAAUCAGCUGCUUUGCUACAGCUUUCUACCCCAAAUAA